This is a messenger RNA of Hemibagrus wyckioides, 4345 nucleotides long. It is a transcript of the gene slc38a8b, whose product is annotated as solute carrier family 38 member 8b. The transcript has 9 exons. The record is from RefSeq and is a predicted model, not a curated record. Gene Ontology annotation, biological process: amino acid transmembrane transport. Gene Ontology annotation, molecular function: amino acid transmembrane transporter activity. Lineage: Eukaryota; Metazoa; Chordata; Actinopteri; Siluriformes; Bagridae. The coding region runs from base 1174 to 2736 and encodes 520 amino acids.
CGGAAAUUUUUUUUGUUUGUUUUAACCCUGGGUGAGUUUGAUCUUUAUCGCCAUCUACAGGCCUGGGGUGUAUGGUUGGCAAUAUUCGCCCAAUUGUGUUUAUUUAAAAAAAAUUGUGUUUAUUUAAAAAAAAAAAAAAAAAUCUAAUUAAAUGUGUAAUAGUCACUACUUGUCAAUUAUUACAACUUUAAAUGAUGUGGAAAGUUGUGUACAAAUGAUAAAAGCUUAGAAAUUAUAUCAGUUUCUGAUGACAAGUCUAUUAAAUAGUUGGAAAACUUUUUAGAAACCUUCUUUGGUCCGGAUUUUUUAUAUUUUAAAUGCUUCUCUGAUUUAAUAGCCACGCCCCCAACAAUUAUUCUCAUACUUAUAUGUCAUUAUAUAAUUAAAAUAUUUAAUUUGCACGUGGGAUAAAUCAUUAAAAAUCAUUUAAGUCUUAUUCAACUUAUUCAUCUUAUUCAUUUAACUUUUAGAACAUUUUUCACAAAUCUUACCUAAUGCACCUUCAGGUUGCUGAAAAACCUCUGUCUGGAAAACAGUUCUGCUCCUGAAAGCGCGUUGGUGAUUGGACGCGACUUUAUUUUAAGGAAUGCAGGGUUAGGGUAUCACUGUUCAGGUUACUGGGUUUUUAUUGUUGUUGUUGUUGUUUUCUUGAAUUUUAAAUCUAUAUGCUCCUCUAACACUGAGAAAUCAUUGCAUUUUGUCUUAAUCCCCGACCCAGGUGAGUCCACAGGUGAGUCUGACUGGCACGUCACGUUACUGCAUUUCUAAUAAUUCUCACCUACCUAAAUAUGUACACACACUGACACUGACAGCACGCGCUCGUGAUCCGGACGGUCCACGGCACGUGCUAUGCGUCUUCAAAUAAACGACUCACGAGCCACGGGUCAGCUCAAAAACUAGCAGAUCUCUUCAACAUUUCUCACCUGAGUGCGACAUUUUCUUCUUUUUUUAUCUAUAAGUGCCUUAACCUGGAGCACGCGCACUGUAUAAUGAAGAGCCUGUAGGUUGUUGGAGAGAACCGGACUCGCACAGAGCUCUCUGUCACUGAAGUUAACUCCUCGGUCUUAAAUCAGGUCACGAGCGCCUCGGUGUCUCCAGUGGCGUCUCUGUCCGGUUGCAUUCACCCUCAGCCCUACACUACACCCGUUCGUGGAGAUCUGAGCGCGAGGCAGUAUGGAGGAACUGGCGCGCGAGAGCAUCCGCAGCAUCAGCUUGCUUUACAAACCGGGUCGAGGCUCUGAAACACAGCGGCUCGGUUCCUUCGGUGCGGUUUUCAUCAUGCUGAAGUCAGCACUCGGUGCCGGACUCCUCAACUUCCCCUGGGCUUUUGAGAAGGCAGGAGGUGUGAGCAGAGCCAUCAGUGUGGAAAUGGUGUCUCUGAUAUUCCUGAUCAGUGGUCUGGUCAUCCUGGGCUACUCCUCGUCUAUCAGCCGUCAGAGCACAUAUCACGACGUGGUGAGAGAAGUGUGCGGCCGCAGGAUCGGGUAUCUCUGUGAGAUCUGCUUCGUCUUCAACCUCUUCAUGAUCUCUGUGGCAUUCCUUGUGGUGGUGCAGGACCAGCUGGAGAAAUAUCAGAGCUUCUCGCUCUUCAUCGUGUGCCUCCUCAUCAUCCUCCCUCUGUCCAUCCCUAAAGAAAUCAGCAUCCAGAAAUACACCAGUGUAUUAGGGACUCUGGCUGCUACAUACCUCAGCGUGGCUGUAAUCGUUAAAUAUUACCUGAGAGUGGAUCACAGCGCUGACCUGCGUCCUCAACACGCAGGGUUCGACUCGUGGGCCUCCAUGUUCAGCGUCGUUCCCACCAUCUGCUUCGGCUUCCAGUGCCAUGAAGCCUGCGUUGCUAUUUAUAGCAGCAUGGAGAACAAAAAGAUCAGUCACUGGGUCUUCAUCUCUGUGACGUCCAUGACCUUCUGCCUGCUCAUCUACACUCUCACAGGAGUGUUCGGAUUCCUGACCUUUGGCCGGGGCGUGGCGUCAGAUAUCCUGAUGUCGUAUCCUGGAAACGAUGUGGUGAUGAUCAUCGCGAGGCUGCUGUUUGGGUUCUCGAUCAUCACAAUCUAUCCCAUAAUACUCCUCCUGGGCAGGACUGUCAUCCUGGCGUUGGUGCUGCGUUACCAGGAGCGACGCGCCAUGGUUACGGUGGAGUUUGAGAGCCGUUGCCGGGUUCUCCUGACCAUCCUGUGGAUCGCUGUGACGCUUCUCAUCGCGGUCUACGUUCCAGACAUGAGUGACAUCAUCAGUGUGAUCGGAGGAAUCAGUGCCUUCUUUAUUUUCAUAUUUCCUGGUGACACACACACACACACACACACAAACAAACAGCAAAAAAAAUAUAAAGAAGUGAGACUAACAUUGAACUUCUCUUACAGGACUGUGCCUGAUUUUUGCCAUGCAGACCGAACCAUUAGAUUACAGAUUAAAGAUGUUCCUGACAGGAUGGGGCGUGGUCACUGUCAUUGUCGGAACCUUUAUCUUUGGCCAGAGUACCACCAUCGCUGUCAUGGAGCUCAUACACAAGGCUUGAUCAUCAUCAUCAUCAUCAUCAUCAUCAUAAUACUAUUUUUGUUUACCACAAGCCCAAUUCUGACUCUCUGUGGUGGAGGACUUUUAAGAAUUCUUCCUACCUGCUGCCUUCUAUCAUCCACAUCUUUUAUUAAGACUGAGAGAGUGGAAUUUUUUACAUUUUUAAACUUUUUCUGGUUAGAGAGGAUCUUUUAUUUUUCAACUCAACAAAAAAUAUAAAUUUAAAAAAUUAUUAUUAUUUUUAUGAUAAUUUAUUGUUUUGGGUGGUGGAAGUCUUUUUUUUAAUUAUUAUUAUUAUUAUUAUUAUUAUUAUUAUUAUUAUUAUUAUUAUUAUUAUUAUUAUACCCUUGAUACUGAUACUGUAUAUAAUAAAUAAAAUAUUCCAUGAUGUCUAUACCAUGUGACAAUUUUUUUAAUCGAAUGUGUGAAAGCGUGCUCUUUUACCUUUGUGUCCAUGUUAUGUACAAUUCAGGGGCGUAUCUAGGAUUUGAAAACAUCAGGGGCUAAUUGAGGAGAGGGGGUAAGCAAGAAUAACACGUUUUGGGCAUUUUCAUGUAAUAUUGUUUAAUAAUAAACACAAAUUAACACAAACAGUAUGCAACUUUAGAAAAUUGAAUUCAAUCUUUUUUCUGACUCCUCCCAUCAUUUCAGAGUAUUGCUACUAAAAAAGGAGUUCAUUAAAUUCAUGACAUUUUCUCUCACACAGGUAUGCCAUGCAAUAUUAUCUCUUUCACAGCUUAUGUGUGAAGCAGUGUCGUGCAGAUCCUUUAUUAUUACUAUUAUUUUACAAUAAUCUAUAUUAUACAUGCACCUAUUAUUUCAUUCCUGAUUUAUGCUGCCACUACUGUAUGAAUUAUUCUUUGUUUAUUUUUUAUUUUUUUACAGCUUCUCUUCUCUUAUCGUUCUCUCAUCUCUCAUUCUCUCAGCUAUCUUACUGCUUGUAUCUUGUCUACUUCAUGCUCUUGAUGACUUUUCUAUACUAUUUUUUUGAGGAUGGAAUCAUCAGAGAGUAUCUCCGAGCCUUGGGCAAAACUGUCAAUCACCAUACUAGUAUUUCUAGUGCUGAGAAUUCCUUUAUCAAUUGACAGAACAGCUGAAUGAUGGAGUCUGUUCUGGUCCAUUGUUCACCUAAGUCAUGUCUGUAUUUUAACUUAAAUACUGCAUUAGUUGAAUAAUAGAAAGUCAUGAGGUUCAGACUGUAAUGUCUUAGUGCUUUAACAGUUUAGAUUUUAUUUAGAUCUAUCUUUAGGAUGAUUUAAUUUAAGGCUUUUGUAGGUCUUGGGUAUGGAAUAAUAUUUUAAAGGGUCCUAUAUGUCUGGGGUUUUCAGAAUCAGGGACAGUGGGCCUCCUUUUUCACACAACAUACAUUUGUUAGCGACUUUAAUCAACUAUGUUAACAUUAAAUAUUAGAAGUUAGACUUUUAUCUGAAUAAUAAGAUUGUUGUGUUUUCUGACAUUUUAUUGCUGUCCCGUUUAAGGGCUGUAAGGUGUUUUAGUCACGUGGUGUGAAAGCGGCGCCGCGCAGACCGACAAGUGUAAGACAUUAAAGUAUCGCGAGAGCGGCUCUAGAGCAUAUUCGAGCGCACACUCUCGCGGUAUUUUGGCGAGAGCGUGUGUGUGUGUGUGUGUGCGCGCGCACGCGCGCGGAUGCGGAGAGAGACGUCAGUCAAAAUCGUGUACAGUAAACGGCAACAGUGCUCUAAUAAAACGAUCCACAUUUCAUUAAUUCUUCUACACUCCUGUGGAAAAUUCGGGAUAAAACAUUCGGGGCUAGAUUAAAAACAUCCGGGGCUCGAGCCCCGAAUGAAUAGCCCUAGCGACGCCCCUG